AUGUCGCUGGACCAGGAGCUCGAGGAACUGCAAGAGCAUUCAGACCUCGCCGACGACGAAGACCUACAUAGCCUCCUUCUGCCUGAGGACGACCCUCUCCUCGACAACAGCUUUGACGAUGCAGACGACGCACAUGCCGCAUCGACCGUACCAUGUCCAGCUAGCCGUUCGCCCUCCCCUAAUGAAUUUGUUGACGCAUCCCCUACCGAUUCCGUUGACGACCAAGACGCCGACUCCUGGGCGACUGAUAGCGACGCCUCCAGCUGGGACGAGGAAUCUUGCAACGAUGAUGAUCCGACUGACGUCUCCUUCUCUUCCGAUCCUCGUUUUGUCGACUUCGGCUGGGGGGAUGAAUGCUUACGUGAAACAGAAGAUAUUGAUUUCGAUUUCGUUUACGCACUACACAAUUUUGUUGCGACGGUGGAAGGCCAAGCAAAUGCUAUCAAGGGGGACACCAUGGUGUUGCUAGAUGACAGCAAUAGCUACUGGUGGCUUGUGAGGAUUGUCAAGGACAGCAGUAUAGGAUACCUCCCCGCUGAGCACAUCGAAACGCCGACAGAAAGAUUAGCAAGGCUAAACAAGCAUCGAAAUAUCGAUUUAUCUGCGACCAUGCUCUCAGAUAAUGCGGAGAAAUCAAAGAACCCGCUCAAGAAAGCCAUGCGUCGGAGAAACGCGAAGACGGUCACCUUCACAGCGCCGACCUACGUAGAAGCCUCCGAUUACGACUACUCUUCCGACGAGGAAAGCGACGAGGCUCGUCCGAUGACCAAUGGCGAAAUCCAAGCGGCGAAACAGCAGAACGGCGAAUCUGUCGAUCAGGACAGGGUCUCGGCUGUGGAACCUUUGAAGGUGAGCGGUAAGGAGGACGCCGAUGCGGAAGUCGUCCGCCGUGCAGAGAACCGAGAGGACGAAGUCCAGGGACGACGGCGAGCGAGCGAUGAGGUGUUUGACCGAAUGGACGCCAAAGUAUCGCGAAACGGGACAGUACGCAACACCGACUCGUUCUUCAAGGACGACAACGUUGAAACUCGGAAGAUCACGCUCACGCCCAACCUGUUACGCGACGAUUCCAGCACUUCCACUGUAUCAAGCAAGGAGCGAAUGUCAUCAAGCCUUGAAAGCCUGGACAAAGAUCGUGUCUCCGUCAAAGCCAAGGACGACAAGAAAAAGAAGGAGAAGAAACCGGGCAUGCUCAGCGGACUCUUCAAGAAGAAAGACAAAAAGACGAAGAACCAGGACACUGAGUCAAGCGACGAAAAGCGAUCCGGAGAAUCUGAGAGAAGCUCCCCACAGUCUUCGAAGGCAUCUGAGGAGUCGUUGCUUGCCGAGAGAACGCUCUCGCUUGAUAGUGAUAACGGUCAGCCGCCGUCGAGACAAGGCAGUAAAGGGAAGCUGCAGAAACCUCGUGGCGAUACCUCGUCUCAGGAGACCAAGCCAGACGCAGAGGCUGCAAGCCCGCAGGAAGCAAACACAACAAGCACGAUCUCAAACGGCGCUGUCGAUUCAACCAUGCGCCUUGUGACACCAGAGUCCGAGCAGGCCGUAGAAAAACCAGCACCACUGAAAGCCGCGUCCCCUCGGUCGGGACAUGCUCACCAGUUGUCAGGCGGGAUGCGCAAGCUAAACCCUAUUCAUGUUCUGCGGACCUCGGACCCAGAGGAGAUGAAGGUGAAGCGCGAGAAGCUGAAGAAGGCCAAGCAGCGCAUGGAGCUCGACAUCGAUUCGUCACCCGACGUGGAGAGACUAGAGGAGGAUCCUUUUGCAGACCACAUCGAAGGGUGGAAGUCUCACGAGCAUGAGUCGACGGCAACGGAGGUGGCUGCGGAGCGACUGUCCGACUCUCCAGUGCACGUUUCGCCGAUCGAUGUGGAAAACCUCGAGGCGGACGUAAGCCAACCUCCCGCGCUCGUCGGCGAUGAUUCCAGUCAAGAAGACCAGGAAGUAUCGCCAGUGUCGCCAGUGUCGCCCAGCACAACACCGCCACUUCACGAGCCCAUCUCAACGGAACCGCACCCAGCGUCUGCCGCCACAUCCUCAAGUGCUACACCCGGAAACUCUCAAGGCGCCAUUCCUCCCCCGCCCGCCCGACCAGCACCAAUACCGCGAACCGCAUCCGCCGCAUCAGACGCCCCUCGCAGCGCAAGCGUCACAGCGCACAGUCAACUCACACCGACUUCCCCCCUCUUCGCCACAAAAGGCAAAACGCCCUCCCCCGCGCCGCCGUCCCCGUCCUCGCCCAACACGCUCUCUCCCACCACCUCGAAUCAAAGCACGCUGCCGCCCUGGUCGGACGCUUCACUCCGCCACUACCUAGACGACGGCAGCGACAUCAGGGAUAUGCUGAUUGUGGUUAACGAUGUUAGUGGCGUUGUGCCGGUGGGCCCACAGCAUCCGCUCAUGGCGGGCUUGUGGGUCGAGGAGAGGGGGAAGUUGGGCGUGCUUGAGAGGGAGCUGGAUGGGUUGUUGAGUGGGUGGUUGGAGAGGAAGGGGGGCAGGGGGGCUGUGGCAGUGCGGCCAGUGAGCGCUGGGAAGGAGAAGGGCGGUUGA
This is a messenger RNA of Coniosporium apollinis CBS 100218, 2547 nucleotides long. RefSeq lists its product as uncharacterized. Gene Ontology annotation, molecular function: protein binding. Gene Ontology annotation, cellular component: microtubule cytoskeleton; cell tip. The record is from RefSeq and is a predicted model, not a curated record. Gene Ontology annotation, biological process: establishment or maintenance of actin cytoskeleton polarity. Lineage: Eukaryota; Fungi; Ascomycota; Dothideomycetes. The coding region runs from base 1 to 2547 and encodes 848 amino acids. The transcript is spliced from 4 exons.